Molecule: messenger RNA, 2383 nt
Organism: Rhineura floridana
Lineage: Eukaryota; Metazoa; Chordata; Lepidosauria; Squamata; Rhineuridae
Product: interferon-inducible GTPase 5-like
Exons: 2
Coding region: 150-1454 (434 amino acids)
Cellular component (GO): membrane
Molecular function (GO): GTPase activity; GTP binding
Source: RefSeq, a predicted model, not a curated record
CAGACCAAAGUGCAAUGAGAACACACUGACCUCCCCAGGCGCUUCAGGAGAAUGGCUGCCGUUGCCCCAUAAGGUUAGCCCUAAAGCACAGAAGGGUGACGCAAUAUAAAACGUAGCGUGGGGAGGUGAAGGGCAACACUUGAGCUUUGAUGGAAGGUUGUCCACUGUCUUGGCCAACUGUUGCCCCAAUGGCGGAGAAGGAGGACAAAAUCUCACUGUCUGAGAAGCAGAUUAAGGACCUCAAAGGUGCCUUUGAGAAAGGGAGUUUUUCUGAGCUAUCCACCAAGCUACAAGAGACUCUUCACUCUCUGGAGAACAUCUGCCUAGAUGUGGGUGUUACCGGUGAACCUGGAGCUGGCAAGUCUACCUUCAUCAACACCUUCCGGGACCUGCAUGAGGAGGAUGAGGGUGCUGCUCCUACUGGGAGAGUGGACACCAAUAAGAAUCCCACGGCAUACUCACACCCACAGUAUGCCAAUGUGAUUCUAUGGGACCUGCCAAGUAUUGGUACUCCUGGCUUCAGUAUGAGAACUUAUUUAGAGCAGAUCAAUCUCUCUCACUAUGACUUCUUUGUAAUCAUCGCUUCUCAGAGCUUCACCUCCGACCAUGCUCAACUGGCUCAUCACAUCAAGGAAGCUGGCAAGGUCUUUUACUUUGUCCGCUCCAAGGUGGACGCAGAACUGGAAGCCACUCGCCAGAGCCACCCAUCUGGCUUCAGUGAAGCAGUUGCCCUGCAGAAGAUCCGGCAGGGCUGCAUCCAAGCUCUUCAGGCUGAGAGGGUGAAGUCCCCCAAGGUCUUCCUAAUCUCCAACAUCAUGUUUGGCAAGUAUGACUUCCCUCUCCUCGAGGAGACCCUUGGAAAGAACCUAGACUUACAGAAGAGCCACUCCUUUCUUCUUGCUGCUCCCAACAUCUCCCACCGCUUUCUGGAGAAGAAGAAGACGACCAUGGUUGAGCACAUGUGGCUAGUCUCAGCCAUAGCCUGUGGCAUUCAGGCUGCACCCGUCCCAGAGCUUUCAGUUGCAUGUGACAUGGACCUUCUGGCCAAGACCCUGCAGGGUUACUGCAUCAGUUUUGGAUUGGAAGAUUCCUCUUUAAGGAAAGUAGCUGAGCAUGCAGAACAACCUUUUGAGCAGCUUAAGGCUCUGGUCAAGUCACCGCUGGCUGCUGCAAUCACCAAGGAACAGGUGGCAGAGCUGCUGAUGGAAGCAGCUGGCAAAGCGCCAAAGCUACCGAAAGAGCUGGUGCCAAUGGCUGCCAUGGGACUGUCAUUUGCUGUUGUGUACAAUAUGCUGAAGACUUUUGUGGACAACGUGGCAGCUGAUGCCCACAGAGUGCUGGUCAAAGUAUUUAUGAGCCACGGGCCUAGAAAUGAGUCAGAGGCUGAGAUAUCCUGUGUCGUAGACAAUGAAGCAGAGAGGGCUGAGGGCUUGUUUGGGGACACAGCACAAUAGGGGAGCAGAAGGUGCAAUUUCUCAAGCAUUCCCCGUCUCUGACUUCUUCUUGCAGAACGUUCCUCUCCCAAGAUGAUGCUCUUGCUUAAGCAGGAGCAACUUCUUCCCCUCCCCCACAUAAACCUGGUUGGGUGCUAAUGAACUACAUAAAUCAUCCAUUAGCACCCAGCCUAGGUGAAUAGGGCUCCCAGGUCUCAUAGGGAUCAAACUAGGCACCUUCUGCAGACAAAGCAUGCACUCUGCCACCCAGCCACUGCCUUGGGGUAUGAGAGCAUCAUGAGCUGUGGUCUCAGGAAACAGAGCUUCAGAGGUGUUGCUGCCUCUUUGGAGUCUCCAGGGAAAGGAGUGAAUCUCCAGAAGAGGGAGAAAAGCAAGGAGAACGUACAACCCUUCCUGCAAUCAGGAGUGGAUUUUUGUGUGGAAGACCUUGGGUGCUUUGAUUCUGGUACUGAUUUCAAGUUCUUUGGUUGAGUACAAGUCUCAGAGGCACCUUCUUCAUCAAUGCUUACCAUACGUCUGCCUGACCGAGACACUAUUUUGCACCUUGUUCUGGCUGAUGGGCCUCAGAGUUGGGGAAGGGUUGGAGCUCAGUGGCAGAGCAGCUGCCUUGCAGACAGAAGGUCCCAGGUUCAAUCCUUGGUGUCUCUAGGUAGGACUCAGAAAGACUCCUGCCGGAAAUCCCAGAGAGCUGCUGCCAAGCAGAGUAGACAAUGCUGACCUAGAUGGCCCAGUGGCCUCUGACUCUGUCUAAGGCAGCUCCUUCUGUUCCUAGUAAAAUAAGAAAAUAGAUCCCUCAAGCUUGUGGUCUGCCCACUCCUGCCCUACAUGACAUAUUCCUGCCCUCAUGUUAUUUGAACCCCUGGACAGGGAUUGAAAGACCUGUCAGUUCAGGUUCUCUCAGUUUCUAAUUUUUCCAAUCUUAAAUUCAG